Molecule: messenger RNA, 942 nt
Organism: Talaromyces marneffei
Lineage: Eukaryota; Fungi; Ascomycota; Eurotiomycetes; Eurotiales; Trichocomaceae
Exons: 1
Coding region: 1-942 (313 amino acids)
Source: RefSeq, a predicted model, not a curated record
AUGCCAGCAACAAAACGAGUGACAAGCUCAAGUCAUGUAUACUCGCAAGAGAAGCCCGUGAGCACUCGGCCUCCUACAACAUCACAGCGUCCUGUCUUUGUUCGAGACCCCCGAUCAAGGAAUUCACCAGUUAUUCAACAACGAUCAGCUCCAGUCACACCGCGGCGGUGGUCUGAGUCCCAGCAAGCGACUCCACGAAGCUCCGAUCGAUCACAAUACCUAGGGACGCCUACAAGGCCUUCGCUUCCAAGCACACCAAACUCAUAUUCAUCACAAACUCGUCCAUUACUGUCGUUAAUUCCAGAGCAUCUUAGCCCUCAGACUACGGCACUUUUGUUGACAGAGCUAUCGAAACCAAUUUCGGAUGCAGAUGAAGAAGGCUAUAUUUACAUUUUCUGGGUGACGCCUCAGAAACCUGACUCUAUGGAAGCACCACCGGGAGACAUUGCAUUGAACUUAUUACCGCCUCCGGGUCGACCAAACCAUUCUCGUCGAACAAGUGAUGCUUUGCGUGCUGCACAAUCGAUUGACCCUCGCUCCAAAGGAUCAGCGGGUCAACCAGGAACCAUUCGUCUUAAGAUCGGACGUACAAGUAAUGUCCAUCGCCGGUUAAACGAAUGGUCGAAACAAUGCUCGCAUAACCUCACGCUGAUCCGUUAUUAUCCCUAUACUAAUUCCUCACCAUCACCAUCACCGUCACCGGCUCGAAGAUCGGAUAGUGGACAUUCUCAAGGACAUAGCCGACGGGUGCCCCAUGCCCAUCGCGUUGAGAGAUUGAUUCACAUUGAGCUGGCUGACCAGCGGGCAAAGGGCGAGGGUCCAUGUGCUCAGUGUAAAAAAGAGCAUAGGGAAUGGUUUGAAUUUACUGCUACCAAGGAUGCUUUGAAGCUUGUAGAUGACUGUGUUCGGCGAUGGGUUGCGUGGGGAGAGCAGCAUACAUGA